CCCUAUCCAACGACAUGUCUGCCUCUCUGAUUUGCUCCUGGUGCAUAUCCAAGCCAAAAAUUUGCCCCUCUUCGUUCUGACGGGCUGAAAUUAGACCGUUUACUGCGGCCUCGUAUACUUAAGCCCCAAAGAAGUCAACAAUCUGGUCUUUCGCAUUGGAGAUGGGCAUCUAAAACGCUCAAAAUGUCGAAUCAAUUCGAGUUCAUUUCAACCGAUCCAUCGAUUAGCCUCAAGCCUGGCAAAAGCUCGUUGAUCCGCAGUCGUUGCAUGCAAGGCAAAAACAAACGUGAAAGUUCUCGCAGGUCCCAACGGGCAAUAAGGAGAGCUGCCGCAACUCACAAGGCGGAAUCCAGUACCAAGCCCGACCUUCCCUCAGUCCAAGCAAUCCCACCAUCUCUGAAUGACUUCGCCCUAAUCCGGUUCGCGAGCGAUAUCGACGCCGAAGCCCAAGGCCUCAUUUUCAAAGCGUUUACGUACAACGUUGCGAACCCUCCGUCUCCGCUUGAUCGUUGCGUCGACUUUGAUUAUAUCGAAUCUGCAUCUUUCCAAUGGUACUUCUCUGACGCAGUGUUCCUGCACUCGAUUCUAUUUGUCAGCUACGCAAUCAAUGAUCUUGUGCUGCCAUCGUGGGACGGGCAGCCCGGAAGGAAGAUGGUUUCGCAUCUGCGCAAGACCUUGGCAUUACUCGCGAGGAAGAUGGAAACCAUCAAUGUGCAUGAGGAUGAGGCCGUGUUGCACGUAGUAAUCAACCUAGCGCUCCUCGCUGUUAUCUAUGAUGAUUGGAAAGCUGCUGCCGCACAUUUCGCUGGGCUACAGAAAAUUGUGCAGUUAAGAGGCGGUGUCGAUUUCUUGCGUUCAAGACCGAAACUACAUCUAAAGCUCGAUCGUCUUGAUCUUGCAUGGUCCCUCAGCUCAGGCAAUAACCCAUUCUUUCUUCUUCCAAUCACAUCCUGGGAACCGAUCCUGCAACUACGGUUGUCUGAUUCCUCCUUAUAUCAGCCGCCCGCUGACUGGGACAUCCGACUGGCUGAUCUAUUCCGCGACUUCCAACUUCUAGCCGUAACCAUCAACGAAAAUGUCCGGAAGCACGCACGCUACAAUGCAGCGUGUUUUCAAACCAUCCUCAGCUCGCUUCAAUCGCGGCUAAUGUAUCUCGAGUCUCCACAUCAUGAUUCUAUUGAGGAGUUGGUUCGCCUAUCUUUGCUUGCGCUUCUAACUACGACAUUCGAAGUCCCCGGGAGAAAGAUACCAUAUAUUUGGGUCGCAAAGAAGAUUGAAAAGGCGUACAUAGGCGCUAUUGAUAGUAUAAACAAGAACAGCAAAGCCUUGCAACUGUGGUUAUUGAUGGUAGUUGCGAUUUCAGUGACUAGGGCCGAGGAAGAUUGGUUCCGAGAAGCGUGGAGGGCAGCAGGUAUAGCGGUCAACUGGGCUGAAGCGAAGAAGCAUUUAACGAACGUGAUAUGGAUUGAGUGUAUACAUGAUAGAGCGGGAAAGACUGUACUCCAACAGCUUACAAUUACUCGAGAGGCUGCAGAUUGGAGCAUGGGGAUGAAAUCAUGGGAUCCCAUCUGAUUGCCGCUGGAAGAGCUUCAGUCCAAAACAUAGCUGCCAUCCAUACUAUGAUAACUAGACUAAUGAAGCGCGAACAUUAUAGGAGCUGAGAAAGUUGCAUGCCAUGAUCUAUUUACGGUACAAAUGACAGCUGCGAGAACACAGCGGCUGCUAGAAAAUAGGAAAUGCGGAAGUGGGGUAUUGAAACGUGUAUACUCCGGUUGGAGUAGGAAGAUAUAGGGUCGACAAUGGACUGUAGAUCUGCUGUAGCAUCAUCAAAUGCCCUGACUAGCAUCAGGCACUCGCCAGUCUAUCAUCUCGUAGUCGUAUAAAAGUAAGGAAAGGAGAUGGCCAACGCUUUGAGAUCCGAAAAGCCAGUAUCUCGAGCAAUCAUCUUCUGCAAUGCGAUAUCCCGACCCGUUGGUACUGCUGCCAAC
This is a messenger RNA of Cucurbitaria berberidis CBS 394.84, 1988 nucleotides long. RefSeq lists its product as uncharacterized. The transcript has 2 exons. The record is from RefSeq and is a predicted model, not a curated record. The coding region runs from base 184 to 1572 and encodes 462 amino acids. NCBI's taxonomy places the organism in Eukaryota, Fungi, Ascomycota, Dothideomycetes, Pleosporales, Cucurbitariaceae.